This is a messenger RNA of Scatophagus argus, 1263 nucleotides long. RefSeq names its product D(4) dopamine receptor-like. Gene Ontology annotation, molecular function: G protein-coupled receptor activity. The coding region runs from base 1 to 1245 and encodes 414 amino acids. Gene Ontology annotation, biological process: G protein-coupled receptor signaling pathway. Gene Ontology annotation, cellular component: membrane. NCBI's taxonomy places the organism in Eukaryota, Metazoa, Chordata, Actinopteri, Scatophagidae. The record is from RefSeq and is a predicted model, not a curated record. The transcript is spliced from 3 exons.
AUGGGGACUUUGGAAGGUGAAAUUAUGGACGCGCUCACUUUCUGUAACCAAACUACCGCGCACUAUGACAACCUCGUGGACACGAUGUUUUUCAUAUUCAACUGCACCGUCUUGACCUUAACAUUAGUGUUGGGUUUACCGGGAAACCUGUGGGUCUGUUGGGUUGUUUUCAGGACCAAGAGCCUGCAGACGUGCAAUAACGCGCUGCUGGUCAGCUUGGCCGCCAGUGACUUACUGAAGUGCUCUGUGGACACGCCGCUGCUGCUCUUCUCCUUUCUGCGUUACGGGAAGGACGGCCAGGUGUCGGUGCCUGUGUGCACCCUGCAGCAGUUCACCUAUGCCCUGUGCAGCUGCGUCCAGCUGCUCACCCUGGUCAGCAUCAGCGUGGAACGCUUCCAAGCCAUCGCGUUCCCCUUCCAAACCGACAGGAGGAAAGCGAGGGCUCGUCUCUGGAUCCUGUCCAUUUGGGCAUGCGGCCUCAUCUUGGCUAUAAUCUCUCUGACUCUUUCCGAAAAGGCGCUUUUUUACAUGCUGUGCCGCCCGUACACAGGAAGGCAUGGCGACAAUCGAUACUGGGAUCCGUUUGGACCCUACGUGCUGGUGCCGGUGUGGGGAUUGUCUCUGACCGUGAUCGUUAUCCACUACAUGCGUAUAUUCAAAGUUGUAAGGCAGCACCGAAAGAAAGUGUUCAAUCGGGGAGUCCAGUUGCGGCCCACAGUGUCGGAGCACGUCUGGGGCUUGCUGAGUGUGUCUGCUUCAGGACCACGGACAGCUCCGCCGGACUCCUUCAAGUCUCUGCCCUCUGCGGGCUCGGCCAGCCCGCUGCCUCCCCGUCGGGCGGUGCUCCUGGUGGCCGAAGCCGGUGCUCCCUGUGCACGCUUGCCCACAGGCGGCGCCCCGGUGAGACCUCCGGAGAUCGUGGGGGCGGUGUGUCUUCUGACCCCCGGGGCCAGGGAGCGGGGGAAGAAGCAGAUGGAGGGGAAACUGGCCCAGCGAUUUGGGUACAUAAUCAUUGCGUUCACGCUCUUCUGGGUACCCAUGGUGGUGAUUUUACUAAUAAACGUCAUCUCGUGGCAGGACACGGACAAAUUGCUGAUGGAGCUGGAGACAUCAGCUAUGGUGCUGACAUGUGUGCAGGCUGCAGUGGAUCCCCUCAUCUACACUUUAGUCACCAGACAGUUUCGCUCUGAACUCAGCAAGAUCCUCUCCUCCAUCCCACGGUGUCCCUUAAAACUGAGAGCCUGAAGGUACAGUGUUUGAACA